CAGAAUUUGACCGAUAGGAUUUGGGUUCCAUCCCUACCGUGGUGGUUGCAUUUUUCCGAAGGCGAAAUCAUAUAUGCCAGUUUACUGUGCGACGUCAGUGCACGUUAAAGGGACACAAAGGGGCCCCCAUCGCCUUCACAUCAGGAGUCAUGGCCUCCGUAUCGUGGCAAGUAGCGCUCGUAGCAGCAAUGCUUACGAUUUCCAUAGCCACAACACCAGCACGGAAGCGUUCCAAGCGGCAGGCGUACGAGCUUCCGGCUGGCUCCGAGCUGUUGCUGUACGCACCACUUGCCACAAACUUCCGGUGUCCAGGAGAAGGAUACUAUGCCGACAUCCAGAACAACUGCCAGGUGUACCAUGUCUGCCACCAGGUGACGCGUCCGGACGGCUCAGCCGACACUCAGCAAUACACCUUCAUGUGCGGCAACCAGACCGUGUUUGACCAGCUGUCGCUCACGUGCGCCUUCCCUGAGGACGCCGUGCCAUGUGCAAGCGCGCAAGACUUCUUCUACGUUAACAACUACAUCGGCGUCGAGAAUGCACCCUUCCUCACCGACGACGACGUGCGUCGAGCGGACGCCUACAAGCAGGGAUGAUGGAGUUCCUCACGAUGCUGAUAGUAUAACGCAUACUCGGCUGCAACGAACACUCGUCAUAUAUGUUCGCCACACUGCCUCGUGCAAGGCACUGCGCUUGUCUCGCAACGACCGACAGGUGUCUUUGGCCAGACGAUGGGUUACCGCUUUCGCAACUCGCUGAAAAAGCAACAAAGUUACGCAGUGGUAGCGUGCCAUACCAGGUUUCUUUUUUUAUGAGGUUUCUUGCUGGUUCCUGAAAGGCUUGCUCGGGAUUAUUUGCCAGGCCUCUAAUAUCAAGCAACAUAUUCAGCUUGCUCAUGGGCCGCUUAUCUUUCUUCCACUGGGCAUCGACUCUCGUGAAUUCGGCGAAGAAUCUGCGGUCUUGGCCGCCCAGGUGCCUAGCAUUGAGCGAAGUACAUUUCCUCCCUUCCCACUUUGACGAGCAGUGUUUCCGGAGCUCUCUCCGGCUUAGAGCUCUUCACGGCGUUCGAUAAAAAGCAUUCGCUUCGUUCACAUUUACGGAGUGUAAAAUUCUUUCCAAGCAUCGUCAUGUCUGUACAUCUUCUUGUGUGGCAAGCUUAUAGAAGAGGCUGUCUUCUAAAGACGUUCCCUCUCUUUUCCUCCAAUCAUCACAGUGCCAGACGUAGAAUACUAUCAUUCAGAAUCUUAUAUUCGCUUGCAUAUGAAAUUACCCUCUAGCAAAGGUAACUUCAAAGAUUGCUUGCGACAAUGUUACAGAUAACGUUGGUCACACCGAAAGGCGAAAAUUGAAGCAAGUGACAAUUGCAAGCUUCAGAUGUAACAAUGCUUUUUUCAGGGCACCAUAUUGUAGGUCUGGCUUAGGAGUGUCACUUCUGCCCUUGCUAAAGCUGUAGGCCUCCGGGUGUCCACCUGCAUAGCUAAUCAUCGCUGUUGUAGGAUUUCUACUAAACAUGUUUUAUACAUUCGCCUUUACAUUACGUUGUAUCUGCUGCAUUAGUCACCAAGCUUUCGGACGUUAAACACCAAAAUGUAUUAUUAAGUUUCCUCCUUAUUAUUAUUAUCUGCUUUCCUUUCACCAAUCAUCCAUUUCUAACUUUUACUCAAGUAUGGGAGAUGUGAAUAGCACGUCUUCGCUGAUCUAGAUAACUGUUCUAACUGAGACAGUGAUAAAGAAACAAGAAUGACUAAGAAUCUCAGUCUAAAAUGUUUCUCCACUUGAUAUCCUCUGUACACUUUCCAGUUAAUACAUGUCCCAGUGCACUUGCUCAAAGAUAAAAUCACCCUCUUGCUUACGUCCACGUACCGUUUAUUCUGCUCGUUUACUUCAUCUUGAUUCCUCAACAACUUAUCUGAUGGCUUGUGUUCGCUUCCAACAACAGGUACUUUGCGUCCUAACUUCUAUAUGUGUUCUCUUCCAUUCAAAGUAAAAACAUGAAAUGAUACCGUGCUCGAAAGCAUUAAGAAAAAAUUCAGCCUACAUCUGUUGUAAUUGCCUUCGAUGAUGAGUACACGACUGAUAUCGGGUGAAAUUUUCAAACUUUAUUUCGAUCACUCAGGCUGCUGAAGGUCACGGUCAAAAAACCUCCGGGACCACGACCCUAUGCGAAAGGUGCGUGAAGUCAAAGUCCACUUAUUUUUUCCUGCAGUUUUCAAUAGAUUAAAGGAUCGCCGUUAACAAGAUAUUGAUAAGCUGCUUGUAAUCCAAAUAACAUUUCAUAUGCUCAAUUAAGUUUGCUAUUUUCUCCCCUAAAAGUCAUAAAAUACUUUCAAUUUGACUGAAUGUUAACGCUCGCGUAUUCUGUGCCAAAUAUUAUUCUUCAAUUCUUAGCAGCUUCUGCAGACUUAAACGAGACCAAUUUCUCGCAGCUGCCUACUGUCUCCUGGCAUUCCAUCGUGUUUCACGUAGGGUUCAAGCAGGCAUCUCUUCUUCCUUUUUUAUAACAAUCCUAUAUGUCAUUUUUUUAUUUUCCGCUAGGUUACUGUUUGUAACGUGUUUAUAACAAACUUCACAAAUUGUUUCAUUGUAAAAAACUACAACGGCCUGUUUUUGUCUCUUCCCCCAAUAUUCUGAAUUUGUUUGUCACUUUAGUUAUAGCUUCCUCAAGGCGACGUUUCUCGCUAUAUAUGUCAACUCCGUGCUGCUCUUGUGAUGUUUCAAUUUGUGGCAGCAAAUAGGACCUCCGAUGCCUUCGUCUGUUUUUAUUGGGCGCUCCUCUUCUGAGCUCACAUGUGUGUAACAAAAGCGAUAACCUGUUAGCGCAGUUAGUAUAUGCCCCCUUUCUCCGUCACAUGACAUACCUUAGCACAAUAUAUCAGUCCAAUGUUUUCUUGUUGAUAUCGAGAAUUCUCCGAAUUCAUCAGCUGCUGGUCAGCGAAGAUAAUUCGAACGUUCUGCAUUCAAUCUUGCUGUGUUUCGCAAUGGUGCCUCACAUUCAAGUUCGCCUGCAAUUAGGCUGCGUCAUAAUCAUGAGUUGCGCAAACUGUAGGAUGUUCAUCGUACAAUAGUUUACAGUGCAUCGAGUUUGAUACGGGCUCAAAAGGAUUACAGCGCUGAACUCGCAACUGAAAUUUACUUCAAAAGGGAAAGAACUUAAAAGGAAAACAAUCAUUCCUCAAAAUUAGCCAAAGCUUUUCGUGUUAGAUCCAAUAACAAGGGCAUAAGUCCUCCAUCUAUCGCUCUUCUAGAUGAAGAAUAAACUACCUCUUAGACAAGACAUGAAUCAUGCAGUGUUCUGCGCGCACUUUGUUUCCUAUAUAUGUUCUUUCAUUUUCCAAAUUUAUUUCAGUUGUGAUUUGAGUCUUGUGUCCCUUCUCUAUAAAUUCGUAUAUAACCCGUUGCGCUGCAAAAGAUUCUACGACUAUUAAGCUGUGUUCAUGAAUGCACGACGUGCAAUACGAUGGUUUUUCAGCAUGAAAUGUUCGAUUUUCAAGUCUGUUGUAUGGGCCAAAAUACAAGCAACGCAUUAAUAGGAUUUGUUAACGAGAGCAAAUGUCUUACAGUGAGUCUUGGCAUCGUAAUAAUUUGAUUGCUUUGUAAUCGAAAAGCUCGAAUUAAGCCAUACAGAAUAAGUUGUACUAUCUUGAAUGUCUGCCUUUUGCAAAAUGAGUGGCAAAUUUAAAUGUAGUGGCAAGUACGCCUUGUGCAACAGCGUUGUGGCCACACUCGCAUGUUUCCAGAAACAAAAGGGCACAGACUCUGAAAAAAGAUGAAUAAAAGCGAAGACAAAUAACAAAAAAUGACAGUUUCUUUACCUGGAGCACAACGCCAUAAAGGACAAUUGUCCACAAUGCUUUUGCGUCUGAAUAUACCGUUGAAAAAAAGAAAGCAUGUGUGUUUUCGUCCUGUGUGUUCUGCAGGAUCCGCCAUCUGAAGAACGAAAUUUUAUGCGGCCACAUCUUUUAGCUUGGCUGACUGUUGUUGCUGCCCUUUCUAGUGCCGUAGAUUAUCUUCUGAUAAUGCCAAAGGUCUUACUAUCUCACCACUGUGCACAUACGUGGCUUAAAGUAUCGUGUUUAUUUUUUGUUUGCUCUUGCCUGAAACGUCCUUCCUCCCCUCCUACCUUUCUUCCUUUUGAAUAUUUUCAUAACUUACGACUGACUUCUCUUCUCGAUUUAAAAAUACUGGACUACAACUCUCAGGCGCCUGGUGGCAAUGUCAUGAAAAAGUGAAAUAUGGCAUUAUAUACUCGAGAAUUAACCCGAAAGCUUCGGGAGAAAAAGCGACGUUUAUGUCAAGGUGGGUAAGGAAGCGUAACCAGAAUAGACGUGGCAAUGUCCGCAAAAUGGCGUUCUGCUAUUCUAUUCAAUCGGCAUAAUAGAACAAAUUGGCCUCAUGUACACAAACACUAUUCCUAGUAUUUAUGCAAAAUUUUUACCACUCUAUAGUCAAAACGUUUGCCACCUAAAACCUCAUAUUGUCAACUGAUAUAAACAAAAUUAUCUAAAAAGCAUGCGACAGCUGGCAGUUGCGCGCCCACUUGAUUUAAAUCGUUAGUUGCAUUUUAGCACUUAGCAAUAUACUCACACUGGACAACCAUAGUUGCUCUGUCAACGAGUGGUUGUCAUUCCCAGUGUCAUACAUAUAGGGUAGUGAUAAUGAAGCUUCUAUAAUGGCUGCUUGCACACGAUAGGCUUGUCUGUGAGCGUCUUUGUUAAACUGACAAUAGUAAUCUCUACCCAUCACUACCAAUUCCUCUACCUAUCCACCCUUUCCCCGUGUUCUUAUUGAUGUCUUGAGCCUAUGUGAUUGUUCAGCUGUUUUUCCUUUGGGCUCUGCAUUAAUAUAUCUUGCACGAUUUAUAUGCGUUACAUAUGUUGCUGAACUCUUCAUAGUCAACUAGAAGAGAAUAAACUUUCUCUAGCUUAGUCUUUUGCUUGACUCUUCUUUCAAUGUACCCCAUCCCUUUCUCCUGUGCAGGGUAACAUAACGUUUAUGCUAUACUGGUUGACAUCGCUGCAUUUCCUCUGUAUCGUCUUCCUUCCUUCUUUGCCGGCAUGGAGACUUUUUUUGAGUAUAGUCUUUUCUAAUUAGAAAUUCUCAUGUAUUUCGCUGUAUUUUCCAAGAACGUGUAUUUAAGAAGUGCUGCGAUUCUCUAUAAAACACAUCUAAGCAAAGGAGCAGUAACAUUCCUCUGCAACUUGGUUUCGACUGAUGAUUGUAACAUGUAUCCAAAGUUAAGAAACUAGAAAACCGAAUAGUAAAGGCUUCAAUGUAGCAUGGUAAUGCCUUGGCAAAGGAGCACAUGUCACAUGCUGCUGAUUGAUUUAAUGUUCGUUUCAGCUUUUCGAAGGAUAACCCGACAUUUAUGUGUAAUUUCAAGAAUACGUCCUUGAUAUUAUUAUCUAUCAGCUAAUUACGGCUCUAAAACUGCACCUUCUUAGUGUUGCUCUCAAAGGAGCAAAACAUUUUCGCAGACCAGCUAUUCCAUAUUGAAUGAGCAGCAUGCUACGAAACGCAAAAAAGCAAGAAUUAGACAGGACAUUGCAUACACUACCAGCUGCACUACAUUUCUUUUGAGUUGGCUUCUAUGAUUAUUUCGUUCUUUAUGCUAUUUUUGUUUCGUUGUACGCAAUAACUAGUUAGAAGUCUAUACGUUGUGAUGCACAACCUUUUCCUGUUGUCCAAAUUUGUUUAAUCAUUCAUUGAAUCGUAAUUGACAAAAGUAUCUUCAGUUUAAAUGGUGUUUUCUGUUUUAAGCCACAUUUGUCGUUUUCGUUAUGUAGACACUCUUUUUAAAAAAGCAUAGCACAGCACAAACUGAAAGCAUUCAGUCUAGGCACAUCGACACAUUAUGAUUUAACUUAUAGCAAGCGUACUAUUCUUGUGCUUUUUUUGCUUCCUACGAGUGCUACAAGUAAGGGACCAUAGUUGUUUUUGUUGAUUAAUGCAACGUGGUUAGCAGUAUGGGUCACUUCAGUAUCUUGAGCUGAAUGCAUGUGGUAUCACAAUGACAGGUACACUGAAUGGGUAAGGGGGGGGGGGGGGGUCUGAAGUUCUAAGGUGACACUGCCAAAGGAAUACAUGGGAUAGUGGCCUGGGACUUUCUAACUAGCCCUUCACGUACUGUGGUUCCGAAAAGUCGAUUUUAUCAUUUGCUUUGUGCGAGACUUAGUAAAAAAGGCUGCUCACUUUCCCGAGCCUUUCAAUGCUUAUUAGCACCAAUCAUGACAUUGUAUUAACACAGCAUGCUCCAAAUUUCCAAGCAAUAAAUCUUCAGAAGGUGUGAGUCCGAAUUCGAAUGCAAUACUUGGAACAGAUGUUCCCGUUGCACCGAAAAAUAUGUUACGUUUCUUAUUUAUCAAUACGUUAAUAAUUUGUUGUCAUAUUCUAUAACUAGAUACCUUAUGAUAAAGCUGAGAGGAGUCUCUUGUUCGUUUCCUAGCUUUCAGAUGCAUGUGCAGCUCUAAUGUUCUCUGCUUCGCUCUUCAACACUGAAUUAAUUUGAAAUGUGAUUACAUAAAAAGAAAUAGUCACAGUUUACCUUGGCGUGAACAAAGUUGUUUGCUUAGUUUAUUGACAUUAUACUAACUUUUCAAUGAACACCAUGAUAAAACAAUGCAACACAUUUGUUUUAUUCAGUUCAGUGAUUAUAGAGUACAAGCUUUUCGAGCCCCACAUGCAUCUCUUUAAGGAAAUUUGACUUCAGUUUGAGCAAAAGGUUCCUCUUGGGAGGUUAAUAAAUUGUUUUUUUAAUAAUUUUUUUCUUUUAUCCUCAUGCUGAGCGAUCAUCUUUGUUGUUUAUGUUAGCUAACUAUUGUUUUCUGUAUAACAUCUUUUUUGUGGAGAUCGCCGACGAGCGUGAAACUACCACACUCCUUGUUUAAACCGAAACCUCGUUGCAUUGAUAAAAUGGUAUUUCGCUCUUGUGUUUAGAAAAUUCGGAAAAAAUUAUCAUUGAGUGCCUUUGCUAUAGCUCUGUGAGGUGCCAUUUUGCUGAAGUCAUUCUACGAAACAAAAUUUUAUCCUGUAAUUGGCUGAGAUAACAUACAAAUAAAACUUGCAUCGAAAGUA
Rhipicephalus microplus (southern cattle tick) is the source of this 7071-nucleotide messenger RNA. RefSeq lists its product as uncharacterized. Gene Ontology annotation, molecular function: chitin binding. NCBI's taxonomy places the organism in Eukaryota, Metazoa, Arthropoda, Arachnida, Ixodida, Ixodidae. Gene Ontology annotation, cellular component: extracellular region. The record is from RefSeq and is a predicted model, not a curated record.